ACUAGAGAGAAUCUUAACUUUACUGUGACUAACCAGAACAUACUUACACAACAUGAACAAGAAUAAUAUGUCUUCCCAAUCUUCUUUCAAGGUAGUACUAAUUCAUAUAUUCAAUUUUAUAAUUAGUAUCAUAGCUUUUGCUGUUAAAAUGGUGAAGCCCAACAGCAAUAAUCAAACCAAAAUGGUUGAUUUUGUUCAAAGCAUUGUUCAAAAUCCAACCUUGAAACCCACUGGUGCUGGUGCUGUUCAUGAUUCAUCCAACAAAGAGAGUGUGAUUUCAGGGGAAUCUUCAACUCCAGAGGAAGGGGUGAAGAAAGGAUAUGGUAAAUCAAAGCUGUAUGAGAUCUGUGCUGCAAAUCAUUGGAAGCCUCCUGUGUUUGAAUGCUGUAAAGAGGAAGGACCAUCUCAUUGCAGAUUGUUCACAUUCAAGGUUCUUAUUGAGAUAGAGACAGACAAAGCAUCUAAAAACAAAGAGAAAACAGAAGCAUCUACAAGCAUCGUAGAGGUCUACGGUGCUCCUCAUCAAAAGAAGAAAGCAGCAGCAGACGACGCGGCCGAGGGUGCAUUAUGGUACUUAAAGCAGACAGGUUUUGUUUUGAAGAACAAAUAAAAAAAGUACAAUAUCAUCAACAGCCAAGACUUUCACAUCCACAAAGUUAUUUCAUUCUUCGGUUAUGCUAUCUAGACUCGGUUGCCAAUAAUCAGAAGACCAUGCUCUCUUAGGCGAGCCUCUUUUUCCUGCUAAAUCUGUCUUCCUCUUCCUGUUUAGUGCAUUGUUAUCGCGAAGAUUUCUUUGUAACACUCUUUUUCCGGAAGAUACAACAACCAGAGAUCAUACUGUCAUCUUCAUUCUUCACUGUGUGGGAUUGGGAUUGUGUGUUUCUAGUUUCAUCGAGCAAAGUACCGAUUGUAAUUUCACGAGCAGGAGAAGGAGAGUUUCUUGGAGAAAGACCUUGAAGCUUUCUUAUAGUACUUAUUGGGACUACAUAGAAUUUUUGUCCAAGCAUGAGCACUGUGUCUGGUUCAACAACUGCCCAUGGUUGCUGAAACACAAACGGAUGCGCAACGUAGCAUCUUGGGUUGCGGCACAUAAUCUCAGCUGCAGUCAAAGGUCUGUCAUGAAGCUCAACUCGACCGCCGGGAUGGACAAUCCGGAGAAGCACGGUCUUUGAGUUAUUAGUACAAAUCCAACUUGAAGAUGGCAUGGUUUCGAUGUAUCUGCGGAAGAGGAAGAGGUUAAUGCAGGAACAAGCUUCUGUUACAUCAUUGGGAAGGUUUGGAGAGUAUAAGUAGCUUAUGGAAUUCAAUAGAAUAAAACAAAACUACAUGAUAUGUGGUUUACAUUGUCAUCAUAAAAAAUAAUCUUGGUCUUGGCUGUUUUUGAUAUUAUUCAUUGAUACUAUCGUAGCAUUUGUUUGCA
Lathyrus oleraceus (garden pea) is the source of this 1420-nucleotide messenger RNA. Its product is annotated as ribonuclease 3-like protein 1. The record is from RefSeq and is a predicted model, not a curated record. NCBI's taxonomy places the organism in Eukaryota, Viridiplantae, Streptophyta, Magnoliopsida, Fabales, Fabaceae. Bases 53 to 610 code for a protein of 185 amino acids. The transcript has 4 exons.